Geodia barretti is the source of this 4831-nucleotide messenger RNA. Lineage: Eukaryota; Metazoa; Porifera; Demospongiae; Tetractinellida; Geodiidae. The record is from the annotation of a GenBank genome assembly.
CGUACUCCGGCGCGUAUUGACGUCAACUUGCACAGUUUUCACAGUAGUUUUGCUAGCCUAGUGUGAGGGAGAGAUCGACAAAGGACUAUGGGUCAAGGCGACGGACAGGACGAGAGCGGAGGGGAGGGAGGGAGCCAGGCUGGAUCCACUGGCUCCAGGAAGUUGAUAGACCUUCGCGAUUGCCUCACCGAUUCGCCGAGAUUCAGACAUCGUCUUGCGGAUCACGAAGCAGAAGUUGUUGAUCUGGAGUCAAAACUUGAGAAAGUGGUGACAUCAUGUGACCGCAUGGUAAACAAUGGGCAGGCCUACGUGGAGGCAUGCCGCAGCUUCUCUUCAUGUGUCCGAGAACUGGCGGGCCAUUUUCACAACAAUUCAGUAGUAGAGCAAUCUCUAAGGAGGUUCUAUGACACUCUGGCAGAAGUCCAAUCAUUCCACAGUAUUCUUUUUGAUCAGGCUCAACGAAGUGUACACAGUGCUCUGAGAUCCUUUCUGACUGGUGAGCUGAAGAAGGUGAAGGACAUGAAAAAGACGUUUCAUAAAGUCAGCGAAGAGCUCAACAGUGCUGUUCACAGAAGUGCACACGCCCCAAAAAGUAAACCCCAGGAGGCAGAAGAGCUAAGCAGUCAGUUGGCUAACAUACAGACUCAGUUCAGCCACACUGCCAUUGACUACGGUUACCAUAUCAACGCCGUAUCCUGCCACAAAGGACACCACCUUCUCAACCAUCUCCUCUCCUACAUGCGUGCCCAGUACACCUUCUUCCACCAAGGCUACGACCUGCUACGAGAGUUUGACCCGUACAUGAGGCAUGUGCUAUCUCAAGUUGAUGAACUACAGAAGGCGGCCGAGGAGGACAUUUCUUCUAUGAACUCGAGGCAUAAUUUGGUCAUCCCUCAACACCUUAAGGAUGGGUCUCCAGAACAGCCUCUAAGACCCAUGGACAACCCUGCUGUGGCCAUAGAGUUGGAGGGAUAUCUCUUCAAGAGGUCCAGUGGUGCCUUCAAGUCGUGGAACAGACGGUGGUUUGUGCUCAGAAACAACCAACUCUGCUACCAGUCAGAGAAAACUGAGGAGCUGGUGGUGGUAGUCGAAGACCUACGUAUCUGUACAUUCAAGAUGGCCGAAGACCUUGAGAGGAGGUUCUGUUUUGAAGUGGUGACUCCGAUGAGAUCCAGCAUGCUCCAGGCUGACUCGGAGGCUCUGAGGAAGACGUGGAUGACUUACCUGGAGGGAGGGAUUGCUAGGGCUCUCAGGAUCUCUGCUAGUAACAAGAAGAAGGAUGAACACCAUGAGCUGAGGGUCCGGACGGCCACACUGACUCGUGGGCGUUCCCCCACGCCAGAGCUCUCGGAGUCUCCCAUCCUGGGGAAGAAGGCCGGGUCCCUGGCCUCUCUCUAUUCUCUGGGUCUAGACUUCCUGGACAUACCAGGAAACGAGAGGUGUGCAGACUGCUGCAACUUGAACCCAAAGUGGGCGUCCAUCAAUCUUGGGAUCAUGCUCUGCAUUGAGUGCUGUGGAAUACACAGAAAUAUGGGUGUCCACAUCUCAAAGAUUCGGUCCAUCACUCUUGACGAAUGGGAGCCCGAGAUUCAAAUGAUCAUGUGCCGACUAGGUAACAGUAAAGUGAAUGCAAUUCUGGAGUACGAGAUACCAGAACAUGUCAAGAAACCUUCACCCACCACUCCAAGGAGUGACACAGAGGCCUACAUCCGAGCCAAGUACGUCCUCAAUGCCUUCGUCCACCCCCACCCCGACUUUGCGAGGCCAGAGAUCCCACUCGAGCAGCCGCAACCGAGUCUCCAGCAGCUCCUCUCCUCCACCCGAGAGAGACUGAACGAUUCGCCGCGCUCCUCCCCUCGAUCCUCCCCCGCAGCUGCCAAACGGAUGAUCAGCCCGUCAGGGAUCAGGAUGCGGGCGACUAAACCAAAGUCUUACCGCCCGCUCUCCCAGUCCGUUAGUUCUGGUCCAGAAAUGCUGCAGUCUUUUGACUCGGACGAUGACCUCCUGCGAGAUUUCACUGCUUCCAACAACCCCAAUAGCAGUGGUGCCACGUCGAGCAUGGCCCUACUUGCCGAAAACUACCGGAAGCUGGAAAAAAGCGGGAAGCUGAAGAACUGGAACACUGCAAAGGUAAAACCGCCGCGCAACUAUAAGUCGUCCUUCACGCAGCUGAGCGGCAAGUUCAGCAAGAGCUACCAGGCACUAAACCGCCGGUUUCGCUCCGAUUCGACCAAAUCUGCAAAAUCGGCGGCGGAGCGUGACGCUCAUAGCGACAGCGAAGACCCCGAGUCGGCCAUCCUCUCCUAGAGACCAAGAGUGCUAGCAGCUACUUACCUCCUUCGAAACCUCCACGAACCUUCAAACAGAGAAAGCUAGACCUCACUGGGGAUGGAGACGCUGAGAGUGCUCUCAUCUACGCAGACGAUGAUUUCUCGGGCGACGUUCUUUCGGCCAUCAAAGAAAUGGGAGUCGUGGCCGUUCUCGGGAAGAAAGAGAGCAGCGAGAGAAUCGAACGAGAGGUUCUCAAAAUCGCUUCCGAACGGCGGAAUCCAGGUCCUUGGGUCAAACAGUGGCGAUUCCUCACCGCAGUCUUCUCCGACCUGUGACGGAGUGAGUCCCACACCUCCUCCUCUUCUCUCGCCUCGCACGGUGUCCCCACUCGCCAGCGAGCCCCCUGCACGAGCCUUCCCCCUCCCCCCAGCCCUGUCUCCGGUCCACGAAGGACUCACACAACAGCGCAAGGAGCCGCUUGUGCGAGAAGACUCUGUUUUUACCUCCGACAUCCCUGUCUCUCCUGCUUCCACCGUUGACUCUCAACAGACAACCGUUUUUGAGGAAUCGGUUGAAACACAAGAACUAAAGUCAAAACCGAGUACUACAAGUGGGUCCCAAGACGGACUCUACAGCAGAUAAAGGUAGUGUGGACCCCAGGGUCUCUGUGCAUACGGUCCCUAUAAUAGUGACCCAGGAAGAGAAAUCUGCCGCUGCUGGGACUAUUACCUCCGACGCAGCCUAUCCAUCAGCGGGGUAUGUGGCAUCGGAGAAACCGUUUGACAAUAACGCAGAUGAUGGAUUUACCGAGUUUCAGAGUGCUCCACUGGUAACACAUCAUCAGCGCGCAGAGUUGGUUCGUGCCGUCAGCGUGGACGACGGCUUACAGCAGGAGCAGAAGUCGUCCAACAAACGUGUUCCGCUCGGUCAAAUUGCUGUGAGCCUGUCCUUCGACGAGAGCAAGCGAAUGUCAAUGAUCUCUGUGGCCAGUGCCGACUACUACUCCAUGGACGAGGCGGGCGAAGAAGACGAAGAGGAAGACAAUAGCUCAAACUACUCUGCAGAGUUCCCAGAACUAGUGUGCACCGUGGAUUACAGCGCUCCGGUGGACCCAAACCCCACCGAAGAAGAGCAGCACAUCUUCUCCACUCCCCCCAGUUCUCCUCCGCUGUCCAUCGAAGAGCUAAAACGAGAGAAAGAGAGACGAGUGAGGGGUAGUAGCUCGUCUGAUCGUAGUACCAGCACCAGCCCUCGUCCCAAGUCCGCCAGUCCCCUGGGCCACCCGAGAAGGUCUGCGAUAGAAAACCUGUUCAGAAGGAGCUGCAGCCCGCGACCGAAAUCGGCCGGUACUACAAGCUCGUGCACUACGUCGUCGCGGGGUAGCGCGUAUGAGGAGGUGGGAGAGGGUACGCUUGUACGUCAUGGUCACUCUAGUGGCACUCCACAGGCUGGGAGCGCGUCUGACCCAAACACUUCUGAGAAUAAUCGAGAUGAAGACAAAACAACCAAAGUGGACACAAAGGACACACCAAAUAAUGAUUCUGAAGCCGUGGUAGCUGCAGAUAAUGCAAGUGUGGCCAGAGAGACGGAUUCAGCAGAAACACCCAAACCAACCCCGACAGUUGAGGCUACGGAGGAAGGAGGAGAAGAAGAAGAAGAAGAGCAGUUUGAUGAGUCCAACGAGAUGUUUGAAGAUGCCUCAGAGGACACCACGAGUCUGGAGGAAUCCUGCGAGAUGGCGGCCUCCUCAAGAAGCACUGUCUCUGUGGAGGACACGGAGAAGAAGAAGAAAGAGCCGCUGCGCAAGUCGCAGUCUGCCAACACGAGUCCAGAUAGUACUCUCAUCCACAAGAACACAUCGUCUUCCUCGCUCACCCGCAGUGCAACUGAUCUGGGGCUAAAGUCAAAGAUAAAAGUCCUCCCUGGAUUCCACACUCGCUCUCGAUCCACGACACUCAGUUUGGGAAGGGGGCCGCGUCGAAGCCUGGAGGAGGCCCCAAACCGCUCCAAAGACGAAGACUACUUCAUAAAGUUGAUACGAAAAACUGACCCAGAGGCUACCGCCGCUAAAGUGACUGCGUUUUCCGAUCAAGACUUUGCCGAUAUUCUGAGGAGCAGUCUGCGCGGGGGCAAGGUACCAAUAGUGCGGGUCGAGAGUGCAGAUGACAGGGACGACGCUAGUGCUAAGACGGCAAAUGAUGGUGGGAGGGAGGGAGAAGUGAAGGGAGAAGGAGGGAGUCAGAUUUAUCUGCAGGCGCCCCGUGACGACGAUGGAUCCCCUGAAACUGCCCCAGUGGUUCCUGAACCAGUGGAGGUCAUUAAAAUCCCUGAGGAUGUUCCUCCUAACAUGUAUCUGUACCAGGGUGUAUGUACAGAUGACCUGGCCGCCAUUCUGUGCGCCAAAGUCCACGGAGGUGACAUCAACUUUGUCAAUGUUGAUGAUGAGGGGAAAACCCCCAUGCUGAUUGCCAUAGAAAAGGUAUAUACAAUACAUAAUUAUGUCGUAAACUCUUACAAAUUGGACUCGUUUUUCAAGGGCAAAAGCGCAUCAUAUAGGCAC